Molecule: messenger RNA, 1973 nt
Organism: Owenia fusiformis
Lineage: Eukaryota; Metazoa; Annelida; Polychaeta; Sabellida; Oweniidae
Source: the annotation of a GenBank genome assembly
AUGCAAGGGUCGGGUUCUGAAUCCAGCGCAGUCGACAGACUAAAGGUGGUUGGCAAACACAUGGCCGGGCCAAAUACUAAUUGUUGCAGUGGCCAUGGGCCUGGAUACAAGACACCAAUGGAUGCCUACCUCAAUGGUAAGAGAGAAGAGAUUGUAUAUCUGCCAUGUAUCUACCGCAACACUCCUCAUGAUAAAAAGCCCGACUACCUGGCCACUGUUGAUGUUAAUCCAAACUCACCUUCUUACAGCAAGGUGAUCCAUAGACUUCCCAUGCCCUAUGUAGGAGAUGAAUUACAUCACACUGGUUGGAAUGCCUGCUCCAGUUGCUUCAAUGAUCCAUCAAAAAGUAGAUCAAAGCUGAUCAUGCCAAGUCUUAAGAGUGAUCGAGUUUAUGUCAUUGAUACAAGUUCUGAACCUCGUUCACCAAAGAUUCAUCAUAUCGUUGAACCAAGUGAGGUCCAUCGCGUAACAGGACUCAGUACCCCCCACACCUCUCACUGCCUCGCUAAUGGCAAGAUCAUGAUCAGUUGUCUUGGGGACCCAAAUGGAAAUGCCAGAGGAGGAUUUGUCCUGAUUGAUGGAGAGAACUUCAAUGUUGUUGGCAACUGGGAGGAGACUGCCGCCUCAAUGGGCUACGACUUCUGGUAUCAACCUAAGCACAAUGUGAUGAUUAGCACUGAAUGGGGUGUGCCAAGGGCUUUACUUCAAGGCUUUGACCCUGCAGAUUGUGCUAAAGGUCGCUAUGGUCGCUCACUGAAUGUAUGGGACUGGACCAACAGAACUCUCUCCCAGAGGAUUGAUUUGGGACCUGAUGGUAUGAUACCACUAGAGAUCCGCUUCAUGCACGACCCAAAAGCAACUGAGGGGUUUGUAGGAUGCGCCCUGAGCUCAACUAUAUUCAGAUUCUUCAGAACUGAAGAAGGAACAUGGGAUGCAGAGAAAGUGAUUGCUAUACCUCCAAAAAAGGUAGAAGGAUGGGCACUUCCUGUUAUGCCAGGCCUUAUCACAGAUAUUUUACUGUCUCUGGAUGACAGAUUCCUGUACUUCAGUAACUGGCUCCACGGAGAUAUCAGACAAUAUGACGUCACUGACCGCAGACAUCCUAAGCUCGUUGGACAGGUAUGGCUAGGAGGUAGCUGUUGCAAGGACAGUACUGUAAGAGUACAACAAGAUGAGGAGCUACAGGAACAACCUGAUCCUUUGUUCUUCAAUGGAAAGCGUGUAGAAGGUGGACCUCAGAUGAUCCAACUCAGUCUAGAUGGCAAACGUCUCUAUGUGUCCACUUCACUCUACAGUGGAUGGGAUAAGCAGUUCUACCCUGAUCUUGUUAAGAAAGGUUCUGUGAUGAUGCAAAUUGAUGUAAACACAGACACAGGUGGCUUGAAGUUGAACCGUAACUUCUUCGUGGACUUUGGACUUGAGCCAGAGGGCGCUGUGCUUGCUCAUGAGAUCCGCUACCCAGGAGGAGACUGCAGUUCAGAUAUAUGGCUGGAUGAGUAACUACGCAAUUCAAAGUGACAUUUAAACAUUUGUUAUACUGCUGACAACUAUAUAGUGACCACUGGGGACUGGACACGCUUGUUCAAUGAAACUGAUAUACAUAAUAUACAGGGUGAAAGUCAAUUAAAACAAUAAGAAAUGAUCUUCUUUCAAAAAAACAUUAAUAAAUACCGGUACAAGAUCAAAAACACAAAAUGCCUACUUGUGUUCUGGUUUAUACAUAUGUAUGUAAAAUAGAAACAUUUAAUAGAUAGUGAUAACUAUUAAAUUAUAAUAAUGCUUUAAUACGCUUGCUUAGGAUCAGAGGCAUGUAGAAAUUGUAUCAAAUGGAAUAUUAUGGAAUAUUCAAAUAAAUUGUGAAUUCUGAACAUGUAUGAAAUCUAGAAUUUGAUUAAAUGGAUUUAAUUUUGCCAAUUCUGCCAAUACAGUUAAGGAACCAAUUUGUUUAAACUAGGCUUCAGUAGCAAUUUGUU